Messenger RNA from Rhinopithecus roxellana (golden snub-nosed monkey), 1642 nucleotides. RefSeq names its product isoamyl acetate hydrolyzing esterase 1 (putative) (gene IAH1). Gene Ontology annotation, molecular function: hydrolase activity, acting on ester bonds. NCBI's taxonomy places the organism in Eukaryota, Metazoa, Chordata, Mammalia, Primates, Cercopithecidae. The record is from RefSeq and is a predicted model, not a curated record. The transcript has 6 exons. Bases 497 to 1243 code for a protein of 248 amino acids.
ACGAGGUACUGCCAGGGUUUCCGCAGUGACUGCGUCCUCUUGAGUGUUACAGACCCUCCAUUGUGACGCCCGGCGCAGGAGGCCGCGCGCGCACCCCACGACCUCUUCCAGGGGGGCCUGGAGCAGCCCUCCGCCCCACCAAGGGCCAGCUGUGGUUCCCGCCGCUCGUCCUGCGGACACACUCCUGCCCUUUGCCGAACGCACCUGCACCCGCGCAGCGCGGGGUGCGCUUAGGGCGGCCCCGAACCGCUUUUCUUCUGGGAACCACGCGGCGGGACGCGGGUUUCGGAUUCCCUGGGGGCAGCCUUGCUGUGAGUGAGCAAGCGCGGAGGCCGAGCUUCUUGCAAACGGACUCCGGACUCCGAGAGGCAACGACUUUUGUGCCUCACCAAAGUGCCUGGGAGCCGGCCGAGCCCUGCCCCUGGAACCCACGGGCGGCCACUGCGCAAGCGCCUCUCCCGGCUGGCGGCUCCGCCCCGCCCCGACCGGCGGCUCCAUGGCGCUGUGCGAGGCCGCGGGCUGCGGGAGCGCCCUGUCCUGGCCUCGCUUGUUGCUCUUCGGGGACUCCAUCACCCAGUUUUCCUUCCAGCAGGGUGGAUGGGGAGCAUCGCUGGCUGACAAGCUGGUCAGAAAAUGUGAUGUUCUGAAUCGUGGAUUCUCAGGUUACAAUACCAGAUGGGCCAAAAUUAUCCUUCCAAGAUUAGUCAGGAAAGGAAACAGCUUGGACAUCCCAGUAGCAGUUACAAUUUUCUUUGGGGCCAAUGACAGUGCAUUAAAAGAUGAGAAUCCCAAGCAGCACAUUCCCCUGGAGGAGUAUGCUGCGAAUUUAAAGAGCAUGGUGCAGUACCUGAAGUCUGUGGACAUCCCUGAGAAUCGAGUCAUUCUCAUCACGCCGACCCCACUUUGUGAAACAGCCUGGGAAAAAGAGUGCAUCAUACAAGGUUGCAAACUAAAUCGCCUGAACUCUGUUGUUGGUGAAUAUGCCAAUGCGUGUUUACAAGUGGCCCAAGACUGUGGGACUGACGUACUUAACCUGUGGACCCUGAUGCAGGACAGCCAGGACUUCUCAUCUUAUUUAUCAGAUGGACUACAUUUGUCUCCAAAGGGGAAUGAAUUUUUGUUCUCGCAUCUCUGGCCUGUGAUAGAGAAAAAGGUCUCUUCUCUGCCUUUGUUGCUUCCUUACUGGCGGGAUGUAGCAGAAGCAAAACCUGAAUUAAGUCUGCUGGGAGAUGGAGACCAUUAGCCAAUCACAGGAGACCCAAGUCUGCUUGUUAAUCUACAGAACUCCGAGUUGCCAAUACAUAGAGGUACCCUUUUUCCCUCAGGCUUAAACCUUUGCCAGUGAUAAUAAAAGUAUCAGGAUUUUUCAGGGAAGUUUUGUACUUAGGUCCAUUGUGUUUUGACAGUAUUUGUUAAUGCAGGUAUCGGUGCUACAGCUACAAAAUACACCCUGAGCAGCUUGUUAAUUCUAUAAAUGAUGAAGUAAAGACUAUUUUUUUUUAAAGUCACAAUUUUAUAAAAAUGGUUUUCUUACAUUCUUUUGAGAACAGUUUCACUCAUACAUACACCCACACACCCCACUCACCUUGUAUCAAAUUCCAAAAGUGUGAAGCAUAAGAAUAUCAUGACUAGUUAAAAGAUA